UUGCCCAAUGGCAACCAUGACAAUGGAAGAGGAAUAUCUAGACUCAGAGGCUGAGACCAAGACCCCGCGAGGCUCCAGUGAUGCCUGUGACGACGCGACCCCCCACCACGAAUGUCACUGGCACUAGCGGCGGGCCCGGGCCAUCUCCACCCGGCACGAAGUGCCCCUCCAAGGCUCCAACCCCGAGAAAUUGGCCCUGUCGAUCCCUGGCCAGCGCAUCGCGGUCCCUGAAUGCCGGUCUCACUUUGUUCUUGCUUCAUCCUCUUCAUUUUCCGCGUGCCAGCACGAUCCCUCUCUCACACCUCCGCCCUAACAUUGCACCUCGCACUACGCCUAUUCCCUUUUGUCGACUUAUACUGCAUGCAUGCGGUCGUGAUAGCGCUCCAUUAGCCCGGCAUGGACGCGCUUUCGGCGCUGGCAGCGCGCUUCGUUGGGCCCCUCAACGCCUGGAUUCAAGCUACACCUAUCCACGUGCUGCUCGCUCUGUUCGUCGCGUGCGUGCUAUGCGCGCUCGUGUCCCUCUUUGUCGUUCUCCAUCUCGUCGCACCGAAACCACGACCCGUCCUCCCGUCUGAGAAGAGCUACAUCACCUCCUCGUCGAACUCGCCCGAGAAGAGCACCGCCCCUCAGAUUUUGCCCUGCUGGUACGACCGAUGGCUGGCAGAGCGCCACCUGAGCGAGAAGAAGCGGCUCGCUCCCAGUGACGCGGAUAACGACCCUGCCCACGAGAUCGGAUCCAUCGAGCGAGCUGGGCUGCGACUCAGCGUCGUCUUUCCCGCCUACAAUGAAGAGAAGCGCGUCAUCCCUACUCUGGAGGAGGCUGUGGACUAUCUCGACGAGCAUUACGGCCGACCCGGCGCCCCCCCUGCAAAGACCACCGGUGCUAUGAGCCAUCUUGGUGGCAGACACGCGCAUGACGAGGACACGUCUGGCUACGAAAUCAUCAUUGUCAAUGACGGCAGCACGGAUAGGACGGUGGAGGUUAUCCUGGACUUUGCGCGAGAGAGGAAGCUGGAUGAUGUGAUCCGCAUCGUCACGCUGGAGAAGAACCGUGGCAAAGGCGGCGGUGUCACGCAUGGCCUGCGGCACGUCAGGGGCGAGUACGUGCUGUUCGCGGACGCGGACGGCGCUUCCAAGUUCAGCGACGUCGGCAAGCUCAUCGAGGGCUGUGAGGAGGUGGUCGAUGCUUCCCACAGGGGCGUCGCCAUUGGGAGUCGCGCUCACCUGGUCGGUAGUGACGCCGUGGUCAAGCGCUCCGCCCUGCGUAACUUCCUCAUGCGCUCGUUUCACCUGGUCCUCACCAUUCUCACGCCACCGGCCACGUCACGCAUCCGCGACACCCAGUGUGGCUUCAAGCUGUUUACGCGCGCUGCCCUGCCCCACAUUGUGCCGUACAUGCACGCGGAAGGUUGGAUCUUUGACAUUGAGAUGCUCAUGCUCGCCGAGUCUGCGCCGGCGAUCCCUAUCCUGGGCUCCGACGGGUCGGUCAUCGGCUCCAGCGCGGGCAUCAAGGUGGCCGAGGUGCCUAUCGAGUGGCACGAGGUCGAGGGGAGCAAGUUGAAUGUGGUUCAGGACAGUCUCAAGAUGGCCAUUGGCCUCGCGGUCCUGAGGGCGAGCUGGAUGAUGGGAGUCUAUAGAAGACGACUCACAUAGGCAUCCACGAGGCCACGCGUGACCUACGGAGACAGAUUUCACAAGGGGUAGAAUCUUGAGACAAUGGAAGACGCUUAGGAUAGAGGUAAACCUUUUGAUAUCAACGGUUCAUGAAGUGUAUAUGUGUGCAUUAUAAUUAAAUUAUACAAGCAUGUCUAUGCAGCUG
Messenger RNA from Emericellopsis atlantica, 1819 nucleotides. Its product is annotated as putative dolichyl-phosphate beta-glucosyltransferase. The transcript is spliced from 3 exons. NCBI's taxonomy places the organism in Eukaryota, Fungi, Ascomycota, Sordariomycetes, Hypocreales, Bionectriaceae. Gene Ontology annotation, cellular component: endoplasmic reticulum membrane. Bases 397 to 1653 code for a protein of 418 amino acids. The record is from RefSeq and is a predicted model, not a curated record.